Messenger RNA from Rotaria sp. Silwood2, 663 nucleotides. NCBI's taxonomy places the organism in Eukaryota, Metazoa, Rotifera, Eurotatoria, Philodinida, Philodinidae. The record is from the annotation of a GenBank genome assembly.
AUGACUUCAUUAACAUUAAAAGAAUGUUCGAUAUGUGAAAAUAAAUUAAAUGAAACAGACGAUUUGGUGAUCACGGAUUGUAAUCAUAUAUUUCAUCGUAAUUGUGCUCAAGAACGUCUUAAUAUGAAAAAGAAAUCUGAUUGUCAUUUUUGUCAUCAAGAGUCGGCACUUGGUAAUGCACUAUCUCGAUUGCAAAUUAACAAGGAAGGUGAAUGUUCAAUAUGUGAAAGUUUAUGGAAUUCAGCAGAUGAUCUCGUCACUACGGAUUGUCAUCAUACAUUUCAUUAUAUUUGUGCUCAAGAUCGUCUUAAUAAACGAGGUAGAACUGAUUGUCAUGUUUGUCAUAAAGAUUCGGCUCUUGGAAAUGCACUCUAUCUAAAGGAUUUGACAAGAAAAAAAGAAUGUUCAAUAUGUGAAAAUUCAUGGAACAAAAAUGAUGAUAUUGUAACUACAAGUUGUAAUCAUACAUUCCAUCGGAGUUGUGCUCAAGAUCGUCUUAAUAAACGUGGUAGAACUGAUUGUCAUUUUUGUCAUCGAGAAUCAGCUCUUGGAAAUAUACUAUCUCGAAACACAACAACAGCAACUAUUAAAAAUCCUCGUGAACAAAAUGUGAAUUCAAUAAAAUCAGACAAAACUGUAAGUAAUUUUCUUCAAUUACACUAA